Molecule: messenger RNA, 436 nt
Organism: Gasterosteus aculeatus aculeatus (three-spined stickleback)
Lineage: Eukaryota; Metazoa; Chordata; Actinopteri; Perciformes; Gasterosteidae
Source: RefSeq, a predicted model, not a curated record
ACGGUGAAGAGACCUCGCAAGGUGGUGCACUCAAUGACCCAGCCUCCGUCCCCGGGCGGGGACAGUCGCGUGUACACCCCCUCCAACCACUACUACGACGCUGACAACGACAACGGCUGGUACCGCGAGCAGAGCCGCGAGCACGCCGUGGACAGCAAGGUGUACCUGGACCCCGACUACAGGGGAGGCCAGAGGGCCAGGAGCCGGGGCAGGAGCCCGGAGAAGACCUCGCCCAGCCCCGACCGGUCCAGGAGGGACGGCAGCCGGGGACGGGCCCUGGACACCAGCGCCGAGCGCCAGCGGUACCACUGCCGAGGUCGCAGCCCCGCUGAGGACAAGUACGAGCGCGGAUAAGGAGGGGGAGGAAAGGCGGGGAGGUACAAGAGCCGGGAGCAGCUCAACGACAAGCCGCUCUCCCCAGAGCUCUCCCCUAGAC